This is a messenger RNA of Sitophilus oryzae (rice weevil), 1056 nucleotides long. Its product is annotated as lachesin-like. NCBI's taxonomy places the organism in Eukaryota, Metazoa, Arthropoda, Insecta, Coleoptera, Curculionidae. Gene Ontology annotation, cellular component: neuron projection. The record is from RefSeq and is a predicted model, not a curated record. The coding region runs from base 1 to 1056 and encodes 351 amino acids. The transcript is spliced from 9 exons.
AUGCACGGUAGGGAAUCAAAAUACGCCUAUACUAUGAGGCAUCUCAAUUCGAGAGCCCGUCAUAGUGUCGUGAUCGUGAUCGUGACCAUUCGCGAAUCCGCACACGUUCAUCUAGAAAGUCCAUCAUUUAGUGCUCCAAUCACAAACGUGACAGCAGCAGUAGGUAGGGAAGCCAUCUUGACAUGUUUGGUUCAAGAUUUAGGAAAUUUUAAGGUGGCUUGGCUGCGCGUCGACACGCAAACGAUCCUGACCAUUCACAAUCACGUUAUCACGAAGAAUCACCGGAUCGGCGUGACGCACAGCGAGCACAAGACCUGGUUCUUGCACAUCAGGGAGAUCAAGGCGACCGACAAGGGCUGGUACAUGUGCCAGAUCAAUACGGAUCCGAUGAAGAGUCAGGUCGGCUACUUGGACGUUGUAGUUCCACCCGAUAUAUUGGAUUAUGCUACCAGCACAGAUGUUGUGAUUAGAGAAGGUUCGAACGUCAAUCUGCACUGCGUGGCUAAAGGCUUCCCUACACCCUCGAUCAUGUGGAAGCGUGAAACUGGCGAAAUGAUUAAGCUUGAUUUUGCAGGUGCCGAAGGCUCAGUCCUGAACUUGACAAGGGUGAGCAGGCAACAAAUGGGGCCCUACCUGUGCAUAGCUUCCAAUGGAGUGCCCCCCUCAGUCAGCAAACGCAUCAUGCUGAUAGUUCAUUUUCCUCCAAUGGUAUGGAUCAAAAACCAACUGGUGGGAGCAUACGAGGGACAACAAGUUACCUUGGAAUGCCACUUAGAAGCUUUCCCCAAAUCCAUAAACUACUGGAUCAAUGAACGUGGAGAAAUUAUAUCUCAAAGCAGUGAGUACGAUCCAACCCAGAAAUCGCACAACUACAAAAUCUACAUGAAACUGAAGAUCGAGCACGUGAUGCAAUCGGACUACGGCAAAUACAAAUGCAUCGCGAAAAACGCUCUGGGCGAGACGGACGGCACGAUCCAGCUGUUCUGUAAGUAUACUAAAGCGGGAUUUCGGGAUCUUCCAGGGUCAAAGGGCAUCGACGAUUCACUUUUUCUUUGA